UCCCCUCGGUUCUCUCUUUCCCCCGUUCCUGCGCGCUCCCUGCCGCGUUCCCCCACCUCCGCUUCCCCUCCGCGGUCCCCGUGCCGGGACGCAGCGAUGAGGACCCGUCCCGCCGUCCUUCUCCCACCGGGCAGCCCCGAGCUCAAGGCACUGCUGAGGCUGUGAGCACCCGUUCCGUCCCUGCUGUGAGCGCCCGCUGUCAGCGGGUCCUGGGCACCACGCAGAGAUGACCACCUCGGCCCUGCGCCGGCAGGUGAAGAACAUCGUGCACAACUAUUCAGAGGCGGAGAUCAAGGUGCGAGAGGCCACCUCCAAUGACCCCUGGGGACCCCCCAGCUCCCUGAUGUCGGAGAUCGCGGACCUCACCUUCAACACGGUGGCCUUUGCCGAGGUCAUGGGGAUGAUCUGGCGACGGCUGAACGACAGCGGCAAGAACUGGCGGCACGUGUACAAAGCCCUCACCCUGCUGGACUACCUCAUCAAAACCGGCUCCGAGAAGGUGACCCACCAGUGCCGGGAGAACCUUUACACCAUCCAGACGCUGAAGGACUUCCAGUACGUGGAUCGUGACGGCAAGGACCAGGGCAUCAACAUCCGGGAGAAGGUGAAGCAGGUGAUGGCGCUGCUGAAGGACGAGGAGCGGCUGAAGCAGGAGCGGGCGCACGCGCUGCAGACGAAGGAGCGCAUGGCCCUGGAGGGGAUGGGCAGCGGCAGCCAUCAGUCCACCUACGGCCGCCGCGCAUCGCCCUAUGGGGACGACUAUGGCCGGACGCGGGGCUCACCCUCCUCCUUCAACUCAUCUUCCUCGUCCCCGCGGUUCGCCUCUGACCUGGAGCAAGCGCGUCCCCAGACAACGGGUGAGGAGGAGCUGCAGCUGCAGCUCGCCCUGGCAAUGAGUCGGGAGGAGGCCGAGAAGAAGCCACUUCCUCCAAUUUCCAGUACAGAUGAAGAAAGGCAAUUGCAGCUAGCGCUCGCGCUGAGCAAAGAGGAGCAUGAGAAGGAGGUGAGGGCAUGGCAAGGGGAGAACUCCCUGCUGCAGAGAGCCUUGGAGGAGACUGCCCAAGGUGGGGAGGAAGAAGAGGAAGAGGAUAAGAUGAAGAAAAGCCAGUCCUCUAUCCUGGAGCUGGCUGAUAUAUUUGGGCCGGCACCAGCUCCUUCCAGCCACACGUCCGCUGACCCAUGGGAUAUGCCAGAUAUGAAACCCAAAGCGGAGCCAGCAGCCUGGACUGGCACAGCAGACCCCUGGGUGCCAGUGCUAUCCAGCAGUGGGGAGCCCAUGCCCCAAGCAGGCACUACAUCCCAGCAAACCGUUGCAGGGCCCUGGGAUUUCCCCCCUGCCUCUGCUGAUCCAUGGGGGAAGGCAGCUGCCUCAUCUGGCUUCACCCCUGCAGACCCUUGGACAGCCGCGUCCCCACCAGCCCAGGGCUCCGGCGCUACGCCAGCCACUGACCCUUGGGCUGCUGUGGCUGAGCCUAACCCUAACCCUGCUUCAGGGGGGGAUGCUUUCGACCUGUUUGCAAAGCAACCCGAGGCAGCUGAGCAGCCGGAGAUGGAGCAUUCGCAGCCGCCCUCCUCGGUGAAGUCCAGCAGCCCCGCCGAGUUGGACCCUUUUGGCGACCUGUUCCCCGGCACCAAGCAGGACCCGGCCAAGAGCUUUGACCUCGCUAACCUGGCCGACUCGCUGCCCGAAUCCUGCAAGGAGCGGAAGGACUGUAAAACCCCCGAGGCUUUCCUCGGCCCCGCCGCCUCCUCGCUGGUCAACCUGGACUCGCUGGUGGCACCGCCGCAGGCCGCCAAGACGCGCAACCCCUUCCUGUCGGGGCUCAGCACGCCGUCCCCCACCAACCCCUUCAGCCUGGCCGAGCAGCCCAAGCCCACGCUCAACCAGAUGCGGACCGGCUCC
Messenger RNA from Meleagris gallopavo (turkey), 1903 nucleotides. Lineage: Eukaryota; Metazoa; Chordata; Aves; Galliformes; Phasianidae. The record is from RefSeq and is a predicted model, not a curated record.